Molecule: messenger RNA, 2055 nt
Organism: Capsicum annuum
Lineage: Eukaryota; Viridiplantae; Streptophyta; Magnoliopsida; Solanales; Solanaceae
Exons: 1
Coding region: 1-2055 (684 amino acids)
Molecular function (GO): nucleic acid binding; zinc ion binding
Source: RefSeq, a predicted model, not a curated record
AUGAAGAGACUCCGGUGCGACAUGGAAUUCUUCUUCUGGUUCGAAAAAACUGGAAGGAUAGAAAAUCAAACCGAAUCUCUGAAUGUCAUCGUUACCAAAUGGUACACUCAGAGAAACACGGUGGUAGAAUCCACAACGCCUCCCCUAGAAGGACUUAACAUUUCCUACUCCAAUGAAGUCAUUAAGGCUUCACCUUUUAAGACCAAGUCCGAACGAGGCACAAUGACGCCUCAAUGUAAAGAUCUUGAUCGAAUAAUUGAGCAAAACAAUUAUACAAAUCAGGUUCUUCACACAAUUUCCCAGCAGAUUGAAGAAACCAAGAGUUCCCCUCUCUCUGCGCCUCUACCGAUCAAGAGCACUCCAAGCUCUAAACCUCUUUCUAAUCCUAUCUUUAAACUCCCAGAGUUUCAUAAGGAUAAGUUUCCAAAUCUCAAUGAAGAUUUUAAAUUAUCCGAACAAAUUCUGGAAAAGAUUAACUCUAAACUCACCAAGUUUAAAAUAUCUCAAGAGCCUUCUAGCUCAAAAGACUCUUCUAGCCCUCCAGCAAGAAACUCUCUCUCUAAACUGACUAGUGAUCGGUUCUCAACUCGGAAAAACUAUUAUCGAAAACCUUCUCCCCCUGACAUCCAGUUCGAGGAAAAUCCUUACCUCUCCACAUCUAAUCAUGAUGGACGCGGCAUCACUGAAUGGAAUAUUGAUGGUCUGGCUGAGCAUCAAAUCUACAAUAAACUUCAUGAGAUAGCGGUAGCCAUCACGGCCUACAAAAUCAAAGGUUCCUCUGAUAAUGGUGCCGCCACCAUGGUUGUCUCGGGUUUCACCGGUAUGAUCAAACACUGGUGGGACAAUUAUGUCUUUGAGAAAGAGAAGAACCUCAUCUAUAACGCCACGGUUCUUGAACAAGUAACCCGAACUGUUGAUGGUCGAGAAACCCUGGUUCAAGAAGCACAAAAAGACGCUUGUGCAACCCUUCUCUAUCAUAUAGCUAGACAUUUUGUAGGAGAACCAAAACUCUUCCAAGAUAGAAGUCUAGAGAUCCUUAACAACCUCCGUUGUAAAAAUCUUGCCGACUUUAGGUGGUAUAAGGAUACCUUCCUUGUUAAAGUCAUGAUCAGACCUGACUGCAAUAAUGACUUCUGGAAAGAAAGAUUCAUCAGUGGUCUUCCCUCAUUAUUCGCAGACAAAGUCCGAACAAAACUUAAGGAUAGAUUUGAGGGCCAGAUUCCUUACAACAUCCUUACUUAUGGAGACUUAGUAAGUUUCAUUACCACUACGGGGAUAGAACUCUGUACAGACCUUAAGCUUAAACAACAGUUGAAGCAGAAUCACAAAUACGGUCUGACAACCUUCUGCCAAGAUUAUGGUUUUACUGACCUCCAUGACGGAAAGAGGCAUAAAAGAAUGCCCCCGAAACGUCAUAAAAAGCCUUAUCUAAAAAGAAAGACUUCCUAUAAAGAAUCAGGUUCUUAUAAGGAGUCAAGUAAACCCCACCGAAAAACCAGACGCAAAUCUUUCGCAAAAUCCAAAGAUACCUGUUGGACUUGCGGUAAGACCGGCCAUAGGGCAAAAGAUUGCACAUCAGGUAAACGGAAGAAGAUCAAUCUUCUUGAUCUACCCGAUGAAACCAAAGAAAAACUCUUCUCCAUUAUGGAAGACCCCUCUGAAGCAUCUGACUCUUAUUCUUCUUCCGAAGAUGAAUAUAGCGAUGAAGAUUUCAUCAACACCGCUUAUGAGUCUGAUAGUUCCCAAUCAGGGCAAGACUGUGAGUGCAAGGGCACUUUCUGUAUUUGCUCACGAAAAGUUAUCAAUGUCAUUACUGACAAACCAAAGGAAAUCCUGUUUGAUAUUAUCGAACACAUCGAUGACGAAGAGCUUAGAACUAAGUACCUCCAAGAGCUCAAACGUCUUGUGCUUUCUGCUGAUGAAAGCACCUCCAAACCAAAACCAAUUGUUCAGCCUUUCUCUAUGACUAGAGUUAUGGCUAAAUUCAACCCGCCUUCUGAACCUUCCAUAGCAGAACUUAAGGGUGAAAUCUCCAUACUGAAAGGAGAAAUCUAA